Molecule: messenger RNA, 1035 nt
Organism: Ceutorhynchus assimilis (cabbage seed weevil)
Lineage: Eukaryota; Metazoa; Arthropoda; Insecta; Coleoptera; Curculionidae
Source: the annotation of a GenBank genome assembly
AUGAAUUUGGGUAGAGACAAUCAGCACGGUAACGGACUAUUAUUUGCCGGAUUCAAUCAAGAUCAAGGUUGUUUUGCUUGUGCCACAAAUACGGGUUUCCGCAUUUACAAUUGCGACCCGUUAAAGGAAAAAGUGAGACAGGAUUUUGAUGAUGGAGGUCUCAGUUAUGUGGAAAUGUUGUUCAGAUGCAAUUAUUUGGCACUGGUUGGUGGCGGUGAUAAACCUCUAUACCCUCCAAACAGGGUAAUGAUUUGGGACGAUCUGCGUAAAACCACCCCUAUUUACCUGGAAUUCAAUGAUCCAGUAUUGGGGGUACGUCUGAGACGUGACAGAAUUGUAGUGGUUUUAGAUGGAGUGAUUAAAGUUUAUACUUUUACACAAACGCCCACUCAAAUACAUGUUUUCGAGACUUGCUCCAAUCCUAAAGGGCUUUGUGUUUUGUGUCCUAAUAGUAAUAACUCUAUAUUGGCUUUUCCUGGUAGAAAAACUGGAUUUGUUCAAUUAAUUGACUUGGCUAAUACAGAAAGGCCCCCACUUGAUAUAUCAGCCCACGAAGCACAUAUAAAUUGUAUUUCUUUAAACUUGCAAGGCACUAGAUUAGGCACUGCAAGUGAAAAGGGGACUUUGAUUAGGGUUUUUGAUACUUCUACUGGAGAAAAACUGCAUGAACUUCGUAGAGGAGCCAAUCAAGCUUCAAUUUAUUGUAUAAGUUUUAAUAAUUCCUCUACAUUAUUGUGUGUGUCUUCUGACCAUGGUACAAUUCACAUUUUUGCUUUGGAUGAUACUAAAUUAAACAAACAGUCCAGCCUUGCCAAUGCUGUAUUUUUGCCUAAAUAUUUCUCUUCUACAUGGUCAUUUUGCAAAUUUACAGUCCCCAAUGGGCCGCCUUGUAUAUGCGCCUUUGGACAAGACAAUUGCUCUAUAAUUGUUGUUUGCGCUGACGGUUCCUACUACAAAUUCGUCUUCAAUUUGAAGGGCGAAUGUGUAAGGGAACAUUGCGCUCAAUUUUUGGAACUGACAGAGGAUUCUUUGUAA